GAUGUAAUUGCCACCACACACACGCGGGCACAACGCUUUCUACCUUCCCCCCUAUCGCUUCUCUAUUUGGCGAAGUUGGUGGUAGAAUCAACAUCGGCAAGCAUAUACACCGAGAGCAAGAGAGAGCGGUACGUCUUCUUGCGUUAUUUAAAAGGGAAAAGAAAGAGACGCUGAUUUGCAGUGCUCUUCGACGAAGUACACUCUGUCCUCUUCCGUGCUCCUCAGCACAACCUCAUUUUGGAUCUUCGUUUGUUCCGGAAGGGGGGAGGUUUCUAACCAACCGGCUUUGCAUUUGACCUGACGCGUCUUCGCUUCCAUUUGAUAUAUCAACGGCUACUUCUUCAUAGACCCAGACGGACGUAGCCACUCCUGUACCCUUUCGUAGUUGUUUCUUUCUUUCUACGUCUGCCAAGUGCAAUGCCCAUUGCUGUCGGUAGCAGCAGCGGCAGCAGCGGCGGUAGCGGCACCGGCGGACGUCGACCGCCUCAACAGGCCAACUACACAAACCCGCACGCUGCACGCACCCAAGCAACAUCCACGUCCUCCUCCUCGUCUGCCUCCUUGCGUGUCGCAGUUCAAAAGUCGUUGAUGCCUUUUACAGCUUCCUCAGCAACGCCGGCCCCGGCACUGCAGCGUCCGUCCUUCACUGUCCCUCUACGCAGAACGCCGGCCACGCAGCACAACACAAAUUCUUCGUCGUCCUCUUCGCCACCCACGCCCUCCUCCCUUUCUACAUCAGGCAGUGACGGUGGUGAUGGCGAUCGUGGUGGUGGUGGUGGUCAGUCAGCGGUGGCUGCAGCAGCUGUCGUUCUACCGGCCUCCUCAGCCGGGAAAGCUGCAGACGCCGGCACUCGGCCGCCACGUGCGGCGCGCAAGGCGAAUCCGGUUUCCUCCGUCAGCAUUCAAGCCGCCGCCGCGUCUGCGUCAGCCGCUGCGGAGGUGGGUUAUGUGAUGGGCGACAACAAUAGCCAUCCGUACCACGCUAAUACGGCUGUGAUGGCAUCGUCGAAGGCGGCUGCUGCAGCGGCGGCGGUGACGAACAGCAACGUCAGUGGUGCCUUUGCCACGCCGCCCACUGCGUUUCCGCCACCGGCGCCUUCAUCAACGCUGUCGCCCGCGCUGCCGCCCGAAGACGAGGUGGCGGCCUACGCAAAGGAGGUGCAGCGCCAGCAGAUCCUCGCCCACGCCAACGAUCUCCUCACCUUCUGCGCCAUCGGCAAUAAGGUCACAAGCAUUCGUCAGUGCACCUCGAGCUUCUUCGUGCUGCUCUAUCAGCGUCUCUUUGACUGCAGCAUCGCCGGCAUCGACCGCUCGCCCAACACGGCCGAGAAGCGGCGGCGCAACGUGACGCUCGUGCUGGAGCAGCUCCGGCAGCACCCCUACUCGCUAGAGGGCAUUGCGGCAGAGGAGGUGGUGAAGCUGAAUGAGGACCACAUUAGCCGCCUCAUUAUGGUGUUUGUGCAGGUAGCCGAGGAUAUGCGGCGACAGCAGCAGCUACAGCAGCAUCAAAGCGGGCUAUCGGUGGGAGCUCCCUAUCUUGCUACUGCUGGGGCUGCCGCACCCGUGAACGCGGACACGAUGACCUCUGCGCAAGCCGCCAAUCAGGCCACGCAGGGCGUUCCCGCGCUGAUCCCCAGCAACGACGGUGCUGGGGCGGGCGAAGACUGCGGUCUUGCUCGAAACAGCAGUGGCGCCUACGUGCCUAUGGGCUACACGGUGGCCGAGGUGAUGCCGAGCCACGCGGCUCUGCAGCAGCAGCCUUCACCACCACAGCAGUAUCCAGCGAUGGGAGACAGAGCUGCCGGCUACCCUUUUGCGAAUCCCGUCCUGGUUGCCCUCGCGGCGAACCAGCAUCACCGCCACAGCCUGAAUGACUUCUACGUCGGACGGGCUCCUCCGUUAAACGGCGGGUUGUUCGACCCGUCUGGCGGUGGCACGCAAGCGUCACCGCAGCAACACGUGAACCCCAAUAUUACAGAUGCUGCUGCGGCUGCUGCGGCGGGAAUGAUGAACCCGCACGACGGUGAGGAGUCGCCCUCGUCCGUCAGCUACUACCUCGACUCCUCCGCCAUCCCAACGGAUGAGCUGGUGGCGGAGUGGUACCGCGACCUUGUCUACCCCGCACUGAAUACCCCGAAAAGCGAAGAAGGCAACGCGGUGCUCCACUCCGUCGUGACGACGCCGUCGUCGGAGGUGCGAUACGCCAAGGGAGACCCGGUCCACCGCGGCCGACCGACGCGAUCGGAUCCGGCAGCUCCGUCGAUCACCACCACCGCCACCACGUCGUCGUCGUCUCCGCUGCACGCCGGUCCGCGUGAGGUACAGAAGGGCGGCGCCGUGGGGGACGCCACGGCGAACCGCAAGCCGGCGGCCCAGCAGCCCGCCGCCGCAGCAGCAGCAGCAGCGAAAGGAAAUAAAGCGUCGCCGACCCCCGCAGGCCGGGCACGCAGGCCCACGACGGAUGCGCAGUACGUACAGCAUCACGCCCACGACAUCGUACGUCGCUGUCAGCGUCUGGGGGAGGCCCUGGACGCGCAAGAGGGAUGUCAUCGGCAGGCUUUUGUAGCGCAGCCGCUCUCACCGCCCAAGGCAGCAGCGACAGCAGCAGCGGAAAAAGAGCGCUACGGCUCUCGCCUGCAUCGCAAUCCGCCUGAGAAAGACACUGCAAAGGACCGACAGGAGGAUGGUGGCGUGCACGCAGGCGAGGAGGCGGGUCCUCUUCCCACUGGUGCUGCUGUGACGGCAGAAGGGCAGACGGCCUCAGCACAAACGGCUACGCCAACCCAACACCCUCCACCACUGCCUUACACGAGGGCGAACAUAUCACCGCAGCAACAACAGCAGCAUUCACCACCGCGGCAACUCGCACGGCAUCACCGCCUGGCGGUCGAACCGCCCCUCACUCGCCAAGAGCGCGACUUCUUCAUGCACCGCCCGCAGCAGCACAGCGAGGCGGUGCAGCGUGACCGCAAAAUCGAGCGGCUGCGCGCGGCUCGCUAUCUCGGCGACAUGCAGCAGCUGCUGCGGCGACGCAUGCGGCACGAGUAUGAUGUGCAGAUGAACGCCAUGCGGGGCUCGUUGAAAGCGUCGAUGAAGACAGCGAAGGCGGAGAAGACGGAUCUGCUGCGGCGCGUGCGGGACGAGAACGAGCGCUACCGUGCGGCCUACGCGACGCUGAUGGAGGCGGCGGCGAACGAGGCGCAGGUACCCGCACGGGUCAUGUCACGCCACACCGCACAGCUCGCCGAUUACUACGCGACUUCACUGCAGCGCAGCAACGCGUUGUGUGAGGCGCUGAAGCGCGAGGCGGACCACCGGACUCGGGCGGAGCUGCUGCAAUACGCGGAGGAGGUGAGCGCGUGGCAGCAGCACUUUCUGCUGUAG
Molecule: messenger RNA, 3384 nt
Organism: Leptomonas pyrrhocoris
Lineage: Eukaryota; Euglenozoa; Kinetoplastea; Trypanosomatida; Trypanosomatidae
Exons: 1
Coding region: 418-3384 (988 amino acids)
Cellular component (GO): centrosome; spindle pole
Source: RefSeq, a predicted model, not a curated record